AGCUCUACCAAUAUCGAGGAAAAAUUAUUAAAUUUGCGACUCCGCGAUUUCCAACGCGAUGAGCUCACAAUCACUCACUAACGAGGCAACGUAGAGUAGUAGUUUAAUUUGUUUUUUUUACGUUGUGUACUUAGUAAAAUAAAGUUUAAGCAUCAGCCACCAUCAACAAUAGUAAAAAAUAAAAAAUCGUAUAAAUAGAUACAUAUCCAAACAACCAAUCUCGAUGUAAAUUUUAUAUUUAUUGAAUGUAGCUGGUAGUCAAAUCGUCAAUUAAAAACGUGUAGUUAGUCUAUUUAUUUAUUAACUUAAAGUAUCUAUUAAAACUCACAACAAUGACGAGAUUAAUUCCACAAGUCAAUUAUUUGACUCAAGAACAUCUCACUGGCUUUGAAAAUUACAAGUACAGUUGCGUGGAUACGAGUCCUCUGAGUAUUUAUGUUAUGCACCCAUUUUGGAACAAGGUUGUUACUUUCUGUCCAAAAUGGGUCGCGCCAAAUUUAUUAACCUUCUCAGGAUUUCUAUUCACAGUCUUAAACUUUUUGAUGUUCGCGUACUAUGAUUACUAUUACUACGCAUCGAGUGAUGAUCACCCAGAGUAUCCACCAAUCCCGCGAUUGGUAUUCGCGCUGGCUGCAUUCAAUAUAUUUAUGGCAUACACACUUGACGGAAUUGACGGAAAACAGGCGCGACGAACCCAAACAUCAGGACCACUCGGCGAGCUAUUUGACCACGGGCUCGACAGCUGGACAGCGAUGCUGAUAACAGUCUGUAUAUACUCAGUUUUCGGUCGCAGUGACCACAGCAUACCGCCUUUGAGAAUGUACUUCAUCUUAUGGAACGUGAUGAUAAAUUUCUACCUAAGUCAUUGGGAGAAAUAUAACACCGGCGUACUAUUUUUGCCAUGGGGCUACGACGCAUCCAUGCUGGCCACAAUUCUAGUGUUUAUCGGCACCAGUAUAUUCGGCCACGAGUUCUGGAAGUUUGAAUUACCCGGUGGUUUCGAUGCUGGCUUACUAUUCGAAGUAAUACUUUACGUGAGCGCGAUGGUGUCAAACGUACCAGUCAUCGUGUGGAAUAUCAUAAAGUCGUACCGAGACAAAACCGGUAAAAAUCGGAGCUUCAUCGAAGCCAUGAGACCGCUAGUGCCUCUUGUAUUAUUUUUCAGCAUCGCGACUUACUGGGUGACGCACUCCUCGAUAAACAUUAUGGAAAAAGACCCACGCAUUAUUUACUUUGCCACCGGGACAAUAUUUUCAAAUAUCUGCUGUCGGUUGAUCGUGUCCCAGAUGAGCAAUACGAGGUGCGAAAUUCUUCCCUGGAUUUUACUACCGCUAGCCAGCGCGGCUGUAUUUUCAUAUUUAAUACCCAGUUAUGAUUUAGAGAUAAUGUAUUUGACGGCAAUAGCUGCUCUUGCGGCUCACGUACAUUACGGGUCUUGCGUGGUGAGACAAAUGUGCCACCACUUCCGUAUUAAGCCAUUCCGCAUUCGUGAACAUUCAGAAUGACUACUUGCCGACGAUGCAUGCUAGAAAUGAAGAAUUACACACUUACAAUGGAUCUUACUAGGUCGGGAAUAGAUCUGACACACGUUUAUCAUUUCCACUUAUUUUAAUUGCAUUUACAUUAAUUGUAAAUCAAUCAAAGUACUAAAAUUGAUAAUCCAAUUGUCUUUCUUCAUUAUUUUCAUUUUUUUAAAAAUCAUUAAAGAAAUUUAUACUGUUUGGUUUUGGUUCGUGUGUAGGUUUAUUUAUGUGUCUUCAUUUUUAUCGUGUAUCGUCUCUCGGACGUUACCAUUAUUAUUAUUAUUAUUAUUAUUAUUAUUAUUAUUUAGUUAUUAAUUAAUUUUAAUAAAUUUGUGGUCACUUGUGCCAUUGAACAAUCAUACAUUACAA
Molecule: messenger RNA, 1892 nt
Organism: Microplitis demolitor
Lineage: Eukaryota; Metazoa; Arthropoda; Insecta; Hymenoptera; Braconidae
Product: ethanolaminephosphotransferase 1
Exons: 3
Coding region: 333-1505 (390 amino acids)
Biological process (GO): phosphatidylethanolamine biosynthetic process
Cellular component (GO): Golgi apparatus; endoplasmic reticulum membrane
Molecular function (GO): ethanolaminephosphotransferase activity
Source: RefSeq, a predicted model, not a curated record